AUGACAUUCUGGCUGCGGAGCGUCAUCGUGACGUUUGGGCGACCCGCCGAGUGGCCCCGCUGCCUCCGCCACCUCUACAGCCGCGGUGCUGCCAUGGACCUAGGACCGAUGCGCAAGACUUACCGCGGGGACCCAGAGGCAUUUGAGGAGACUCAUCUGACCUCCCUGGACCCUGUGAAGCAGUUUGCUGCCUGGUUCGAGGAGGCUGUUCAGUGUCCCGAGAUAAUGGAAGCCAACGCCAUGUGUCUGGCUACGUGUACGAGAGAUGGGAAGCCGUCUGCCCGCAUGGUGCUACUGAAGGGCUUUGGCAAGGAUGGCUUCCGCUUCUUCACUAACUUCGAGAGUCGAAAGGGAAAAGAGCUGGACUCGAAUCCCUUUGCUUCCCUUGUCUUCUACUGGGAGCCCCUGCACCGUCAGGUGCGUGUGGAGGGGCCCGUGAAGAAGCUGCCUGAGGAGGAGGCUGAAUGCUACUUCCACUCUCGCCCCAAGAGCAGCCAGAUUGGGGCUGUGGUCAGUCACCAGAGUUCCGUGAUCCCAGAUAGGGAGUAUCUGAGAAAGAAAAAUAAGGAACUGGAGCAACUCUACCAGGAACAGGAGGUGCCAAAGCCAAAAUACUGGGGUGGCUACAUCCUGUACCCACAGGUGAUGGAGUUCUGGCAAGGCCAAACCAACCGCCUGCACGACCGGAUCGUCUUUCGACGAGGCCUACUAACGGGAGACGCCCCUCUGGGGCCCAUGACCCACCGAGGGGAGGAAGACUGGCUCUAUGAGAGACUUGCGCCCUGA
This is a messenger RNA of Rangifer tarandus platyrhynchus (Svalbard reindeer), 786 nucleotides long. NCBI's taxonomy places the organism in Eukaryota, Metazoa, Chordata, Mammalia, Artiodactyla, Cervidae. The record is from the annotation of a GenBank genome assembly.